Molecule: messenger RNA, 2127 nt
Organism: Sinocyclocheilus grahami
Lineage: Eukaryota; Metazoa; Chordata; Actinopteri; Cypriniformes; Cyprinidae
Product: ADAMTS-like protein 5
Exons: 8
Coding region: 1-1197 (398 amino acids)
Biological process (GO): proteolysis; extracellular matrix organization
Cellular component (GO): extracellular matrix
Molecular function (GO): metalloendopeptidase activity; protein binding
Source: RefSeq, a predicted model, not a curated record
AUGUUAGGCCUAAGGCAACCCAUGGAAGCUCCUCACUCUUCACGGGCUGUUACUGCCUGUUUGUCUCGGAUCAAAGCCAGCAGCGGAUCUAAGAAUGACAGACACAACUUAGUUUAUCAACUCUACCAACUCUGCUGUCUCUCUUUGUUGUUGUUCUGCAACAUUUUAUUCACUUCUUUGUUUAUACAUUUGCAGUCAUCCAGGCGAGUAGAGCUGGGAGGUGAGGGACCACAGAUGCACAGCCAAAUACAUUUCAUGAACGAGUGGGCCUCGUGGGGCGGUUGGUCCGUGUGUUCAUGCUCCUGUGGGGGAGGGGCCUCUGUCCGUACACGCACCUGCAUCACCAGAAAUCUGAUAGGAGGGCCUUGCCCGGGGGACACCAGGCAAUACAAGAUUUGUAACACAAAGGAGUGUCCUGCUGAUUCAAUGGACUUCAGAGAACUGCAAUGUAAAGCUUUCAAUGACAGACCCCUGGUCUCUGGCAGCAGUUACCGUUGGACUACCUUUCAUGGAGGAUCUGACCCAUGUGAGCUCAGCUGCCUGGCAAUUGGACACAACUUCUACUACAACUUUGGGCGAGUUCUUGAUGGCACACCAUGCCAAUCAGAUCAGGGGACAGUCUGUGUGAAUGGAAAGUGUCUGGAGUCUUUUGUAAAUACAACUGUGAUUUACGAGGUCAUGCCCUCAGGUCCUGCUGCUCACUGGCCUCUUCAACCCCCCUAUCAACAGCAGCCAGUCCCACGUUUGGAAAGAGAUGAAAACCGCAGGAACCGACUGCCUGCAAUACACCGUAGAGCCCACUGUGGGAAAUGUCGCCGGGUACGAGGGAGAGGUGAGCGCCAGAGACAGUAUUGCCACAAAGAUUUUGUAUUUCGAGCAAAAGUGCUGGAAAAGGUCUAUCAUGGUGAGGAGACCCGCUAUGAUGUCCAAAUCAUCCACACAUACCGCAACCGUUAUCGUUUGGAGCACCGGGAGUUCCUGUGGGCGCCCAACAAAUGUGACUGUCCCUUUUUGGAGGAGGGGCAUCAGUAUGUGUUGAUGCUGCGAAGGCAUAUUAAUUAUGAACGCACUCUCAAUCGCAUCCUGUUGGAGGAGGACAGCUACACUCAGCCUUAUCGGGCCCGCGAGGACAGCCUGCUGCGCCCCCUAGAGGAGCUCUGCAGCAAUAGAGGCAGCAGGACUCAGCUCGGGGGGUAAACACAUGGACGAUCACACUUUCACUGCACACUUAUUCAGACAGGUGCAGACAGAAACCCACCUCUGACGCUGAAUUGAAAUCGAUGAUUUUACUAAAGCAUUUUGCAUUCCUCAAUAAGGACAAUGGACACUUUGUCGGGAUGAAUUAUGUCCGUGGGGGCAUGAGACAAACCAAAGCAAAGAGAGUCACUAAAUGAAGCACUUUAGGUGGACAGUCACCUUUCAAAACUUAUACACCAAAGUAAAUAAUAUACACAGAAUUUAUGAUGCCUUUUCUAGCACAAUUGUUAAUGGCAUAAAACCUCUUGACAGCAUGUGUAUCUUUAUCAUGUGCAUUUUGAUGUUUUUAUAUAUGUAUUUAUAAGCACAGUAUUUCUAGAGGAAACCUUGAUUUAUAUAUUGCCUUAUAAUUUUAAAUGGUUUACCAUCAAUAUUUUUGCUCUUAUCAAUAAUUAUAAAGUGUUUAUGAGUCACAUGUACAUUUACACAUUCAAGAUAAGCAGCAUAUACGUAAAACUGUCUAUGGCGUAGCACUUUUGCCAACGAACAGUUGUUUUCUGCUUUAUAUUUGGCAGCCGUUUUUCCCUUUCAUCAUUAGCAGACUAACUAAGAUUAUCCUAUUACCUUGAUGUGGUUGUUAAAUUAUAGUCCAGCCUUUCUACAAAACACACAUAAUCUCUAAAAUGUGUCUUGUUAAAAAUAUAUUUACAAAAAUAACUUAUCUUUUAUGACAGUCACAUCAAACUUUCUAACAGAAACAUGCAAUUAGGGCUAAAUACUCUGGCUGUCGACGGGCUAUUAAAGUCAUUAUACUCAAGAUAACAGCUUUUUCUCCCUGUGGCCUUUGAUUGGCUGAGAGAGUGAGUGGGGCAAGGCCCCAGAGAAAAAUUAUACAUAUAUAUAUAUAUAUAUAUAUGUAUAUAUAUGCAC